Molecule: messenger RNA, 1332 nt
Organism: Aspergillus chevalieri
Lineage: Eukaryota; Fungi; Ascomycota; Eurotiomycetes; Eurotiales; Aspergillaceae
Product: F-box domain protein
Exons: 2
Coding region: 1-1332 (443 amino acids)
Source: RefSeq, a predicted model, not a curated record
AUGGAUAGGCCACGGCACAUUGAGGACUUGGCAGAUGAACUGCUCAGCGAAGUUCUCUCGUUUCUAUUAAGACCAGAGCCACGGCCGUUCAACUUCUUGCCAGCCUUACUUAAUCCGUACACUAUGACUAGCUCCACGAGCUCUACUAGGGGCUUACCCUCGGAAGCCAAUAGCGAUCUGGACAGAUUCCGACUCGUCAACAAACGAUUCAUGCGAAUCGGUACACCCCGAAAGUUUUCUCGCUUUGUUGUCCGUUUUUCUGAAGAAGGUUUCAAGCGGUUGGAACAUUUGCUGGAUAUGCAGCUGGCCUGUUAUGUCCGACAUUUCACGUAUAUGGUGCGACCAUUUUACCAAGGAAGCGGCUGGCCGCAGGUCCUGAAUGGUGUCGGCAUUGACGGCAGUCGUGUUCCAAUCUCUGUGUUACGCAGCCGUUUGGAGAAUCAGAACUCGCUGACGGCUACAAACCGUGAUCUGGUGCUUUUACGACGUGCGUUUGCUUCAUUUCCGUCGCUGAAACAGGUCAAAUUACUGCGACUGGUGGAUAAAACGGACAAUUACUUGGGAGAAUGCAUUCGCGGCGGCCCUCUAGAAGAGACGGUGGUCUUAGACUGGGAGGCAGCAUGCACCCGCGCAAUCAUCAACUUGGGAAUCGCUCUAUCAGAAUCGACCUGCAAACCGAUCCAAUUCUACACACCGCAUACCCACACCAUCACCCCCGAGAUGACAACAAAGCUACUCCAAGUCCCGCCCACGCUACUUUCCACCAUAGCCACACGACUGACAAGCCUAGACAUCACCUUCCACCCCAUAACCGACGCAACCGCUAACAUAACAGCCCUAUCCACCGUCUUCCACAACUUCUUCCUCGCCACCACAAACCUAACAUCCCUCCACCUGAGCUCUCUCUCUCACCAACCCCUAUCCAUAGACUAUGUCAUCCCUCCAACCCUACAGCUCACCCGAUUACACACUCUCAGCCUAGAAAACUGGGUCCUAAACGCAGAAGACCUCACCUCCAUCAUCCGCCGCCAUAGCCAUCUCCGCGAGUUCAAACUACACACUGUCCACCUACUAAACGGAAGGUGGAAAGACGUGCUAUCAGUUUUGCGUUAUGAAAUGGCUGUCUUACAGCGGGUUGCGCUAGACCAUGUUAACUAUUCUCGACUUCCUGAUCGGGAUUACAGACACCCUAACGGUAAAGUCAAUUGGUUGGGUAUUACGCCGGAACAAUUGAGGGCUCUUACGGUUGACGAUUUGGGGGAUGAUGGUGUCAGGAUUAAUAGUAACCAGGCUUGGAUUUGGGCGAAGUGGGUUAUGGCUCGUCCGCGAUAG